This is a messenger RNA of Fusarium coffeatum, 795 nucleotides long. RefSeq lists its product as uncharacterized. Bases 1 to 795 code for a protein of 264 amino acids. The record is from RefSeq and is a predicted model, not a curated record. The transcript has a single exon. NCBI's taxonomy places the organism in Eukaryota, Fungi, Ascomycota, Sordariomycetes, Hypocreales, Nectriaceae.
AUGGAGUCCCAGAAAGGUUCAACAUCCCAAGCUGGGUCUGGUCCCCAGAAGCAAGGGUCGAUGCCAUCCACGACCGAAAAUUCUGGAACAACUCAGUCACGCUUUGAUGUCAUAUCUGCUAGGUACCGUGCCGCCUGGCCAAAGCUCCUUUCAAGACGCGGCGUCGAAAUGGGCAAAAACCCGCUGCCAUCGUUCAUCGUCCCCCACGUAAGCACCAUCGAAGAAAAGGCCAGAGAAAUUCUCUCCCGACACCAAAUCAAGUUCGAGGAUGAAGAUGAGGUGGAGGUCCAGCUUCUGGAUCAAAGUUAUGAUUAUACCGAACACUUUCCCACUCUUUUGAUUACGGCGCCCUGGUCUGUAGACAAGCAAGAGGACUGGAAGAACGCUGUCCGCGAUAUGGUUCAGGUCAUAUAUACGAUCUCCCAAGAGGCUAAAUUCGAUCAAGAGAACGUCUUGGUCGAAAUGAAAGACCCCAUCCUUACAAAGAAAAUAUGCAUCUGGCCGGUUGAGUCAUGGUUGCAUUACAAUGCCGAGUGGGACGCCAUCAGAAAGCUCGUACGCCAGCGACUCAAAGCUUUCAAGGCUACCAGAGGAGAGGUGGCGGGUAUUCAACUAUUACGCUAUGGGGUAGUGAGGAGGAGAGAAGCGAACCCCGUUACUAAUUCCAUCGGCUGCUACGCAGAUUCAGACGAAACCGGAUGGCUUGAAGUUAUUGACGACAUCCGGAUGAACAUUGACGAGCAUGGCUGGACAGAUGUCUACAUUCAUAUCGAACAUAGGUGGAACGAGUGGUAG